AAGGUGCAAGGAAUUCAUGUUUUUUUACUCGUGAGGGUAAAUUUUUAAUGUUGACAUGCAACUGCUUGUUAAUUAUUGUUAUCAUCUAUUUUAAGUACAUAAUAAAAUCCAACUAUUAUUAGCGCAUAUUUAAAAGUGAAAAGUGUCAUCUGGUGACUUGUUAAAAUAUGCAUCACUUUAACACAGACAUACACGUGAUAUGUACUAUGCUAACAUUGUACAUUUUGUUAACAUUUGACAUUUCAUAUGCAUUUAUACAUGGUGGUUGAUAAAAAACUAAAAAUAACAAGGUUUUUUAUUAUAUUAUUUGAGCGGGAUUUGUUUUUAGGUUUGCUUUUAUUGGUCACGCGAAAUUAGAUUAUUAUUGGAAAUUUCUAAUAGACAGAAUUUCCCAACCCAAGCGAUUUACCACAAGCGACAUUUGCGAUUUUAAACGAUUACUACAUCGAAUCACACCACGAAUAUUUAUAAAACUGUCUUUUUCAAGACACUCCAGUAAAAUUUAAUUCAAAAGAAACCAAAAUGGCCGAAAACGGUUAUCAUAUACACAUCACCAAAGCAAUGGAAUCCAUUGCAAACAGAUUUAAAAACAUAUCUGUAGAUGAUAUGAACAAAAUAAUAGGUGAAGUACCAGAGUACCAAAAUACCUAUCCACAGCGCGUAGCUGUAGAAAAGAAUACUUCCCGUAAUAAUGGUCCAACAGCGAUCAUUGACGUUCAACCCGAUUAUAGAAAUAUAAUCCUGUAUAUAAACUACCACGUUACAAGAGAAUAUCCCGAGAUUAUUGUCAAAGGAUACCCAGCUCUGACACCGCCAUCACUAACUGGAUAUUUACUCGCAUUAGUAUAUGCAUACGCAUUACUCAAUGACGAUGAAAAUGUUCGAACGAUGAAGUCAACGUACGCACAUGAAUUUACGACACGACGUAACUUAGAUAGGAUUUUAACAGAUCUUAGAAGAUUACCAGUUCCAAAAUUUAUGAUGCCACUAUUCACAUCACUAUUCGCAGGAUUUGACGAAAGAAAACCUAACAUUCUUUUUGUUAACUCUCUCGCAUGUUACGACAUAGAAUAUGAUGGAAGAACACCUCCAAUUAAUCUAUAUUUUACCGCCCACAAUAUUAUUGCCUCGCGUCCAGCGAACCUCACACCAACAGCACUCACAGAAGAAUGGAUGAACACAACUCUCGUUCAACACCCAGUGAUCUUAACAGUUUCAAACUUUUUAGGAACACGAAUUGAGAAUCUCGAGUAUUACAACUGGUUUUGCCAGAUUAAUACAGCUUUAUUCAACCCUGUUACAAUGAGAAGCAAUACAGUCCGACCAACAUUUAGACAAAUGGAAACCUUUCCACAAAAUGUAGGAAAUAACUUAGAUAAUGUUAAUCCUUAUAUUCAUUUAUUGAAUUUAGAUGACGUUAACCUAUUCACCACCCAAGGUAUCUUAAACGAUAUCGGAAAAAGUAUUUCAGAACACUUUGACGGAUGUUUACCACUAGGACAAAUCGAACACUCUGCAACUGGCAGACAAAUAAUUAAUCACUACUAUCAACCAGUGACAUUGCCAACAUACAGCAGACAACCUGCAACAGCUAGUACAACUAGUAAACGAGUAGACCCACAAACUUUUGCUAAUGGCAUGCAUUUUAUAAAACCACCAAUUAUUAAUGCCAACGUUACAAUAGCAAUACCAGAAGAAAGUGCAUCCAUGCACAAACAUCUCUACCUCGCACACGAAGAACCAUAUUCACGCGAAAACGACCCAAUCCAAUAUCAAGAAUUUGAUAUUUCAACGCAUCUUGAAAAUUAAUCGAAAUUGACGAAAUUGACUCAGUCAGUAUUCCUCAACCGAAUCCUCGAAAUCCCAUAGCAGUUGAAAAUAGCUACUAUCUUGAAUCAGCGAUCC
This is a messenger RNA of Contarinia nasturtii (swede midge), 1905 nucleotides long. RefSeq lists its product as uncharacterized. The coding region runs from base 523 to 1809 and encodes 428 amino acids. The transcript is spliced from 2 exons. The record is from RefSeq and is a predicted model, not a curated record. NCBI's taxonomy places the organism in Eukaryota, Metazoa, Arthropoda, Insecta, Diptera, Cecidomyiidae.